GAUGCACAUUAUAUAGGGAUUGUCGGGAGUCCGGAUGGAAAAGAUCAUUGUAUGGGAACAGCUGCAGCUCAGAAGGGUUAAGGGAUCCCUCAUUCAAUACCCCCGCCCUCCUCUUUCUCUCAGCUGUUCUGAUUAGCGAGACGGACAUACAGACAGAAGGAAAGAUAGACAACGGGCAAAAGUGAUAGAAGAAGAAACAAAAAAAGCAUUCUGGACCUACUUAUUUUUCUGUGCCAUUCCUGAUGCAUGCGGCUACUUUGGAAGGGGAUAUCUUUUAAUUAAGCCUACAAUCCUCCCCAUGCAACAUGAGUGAUCCCCAGACCACCGCAUUCUCACGGCAAGACUCUGAACCUCUUUCAAUGAAUGACUUUUGGCAAGAGGUAGAACAUAUAAAACAGACAAGAUACUCUGAUGUUGAAGAAUGCAGUUCUUCUGAGCCCAACACUCCAGAAGAGGGUGAAGCAGAGGAAGACUGGCUGCAGGACACCGGCCUCUCUCCCCUUAUUGGUGACCAAACCCCAGUAGAAGACAAUGUUCUUCUCUUAUCCACCUUGACCAGAACACAGACUGCUGCUGUACAGAGACGCCUGGAUAGCUACAGCUGCUCCCUCCGGAAACGUUGCAAGCAACCGACCCGAGAUGUCAGAGAGGUGUUUGAUGUAACCCGCAUCCAAGACUGCCUUCCAGAAGAAAACGGGGUAUCUGACAAGAGAGCACCCCCUCUUGUCAAUGGGAAUAACUUGAAACCUUCACCAAACCACCUCAAAGUUUCAGAGGCCUCCAACAUACUUUACACUGAUGUGGCCUACUCUGAACAGGCAGCUUUUGGACCAAAAGCAGAGAGCAAGACAUCAUUACAACCAGAGUCUCUACCUAAUAUUAACAUCUAUAAAGGUCGUCUGGGAGUAACCCGGGUGUCGGACUUGUCCCCUCUUGACGUGAAACCGAUCCCCUCUCUUGCUCUUAUUGAGCUGACUGCUCUGUUUGACGUUUUGGAUCUAGAGCUGAAGAGGAAUAAGGCUGUGAAACGGAAAGCCGCUGAGGGCCGACUGUUUGGGGUUAUGCUGAACGCUCUUCUGGAACAAGACCAGAAGGUGGUUCCCCACGCGCGGAUCCCUCUGAUUCUCGAAGCGAUUCUGACGUGCCUGGAGAAAAAGGGUCUUACAGUUCAGGGUAUCCUAAGGGUUCCUGGCGCGCAGGCACGAAUCAAGACCUUGCAGCAGAGACUGGAGAGAGACUUUUAUGGUGGACUCAUCUGUUGGGAUGACGUGAAUCCGCAUGAUGCAUCUGGUCUUCUCAAACUCUUCCUGCGUGAGCUCCCCGCGCCUUUACUAACGGCGGAAUACCUUCCAGCCUUCAGUGCUGUGCAAAAUAUUUCUGACACGAGACAAAAGCUCCAAGCGCUGAACCUCCUCGUUUUGGUGCUUCCAGAGCCGAACCGCCACACUCUUAAGGCUCUUCUAGAGUUCCUGCACAAGGUGGCCUCUCAUGAGAAGAGUAACCUCAUGUCUAUGUGGAAUAUCGCCACUAUAAUCGCCCCCAACCUUUUUCUGUAUCGAGGGAGCAACCUCAAGAGUGUAGAAGGAGGGGGGAAACAGCAGGCCGAAGGUGUGGCUGGGGUAGUGAUGGCCAUGGUGCGGUACCAAGACCUGCUCUGGACAGUACCAACGUUUCUGCUGUCUCAGGUCCGCAAACUAAAUGAAAGCAGAAGCAAGAGGUCCGCGUUUGGUGAUCAAAAAAUACGGAAUUUCCUGCGCAAAAUCCACAAGGAUAAAGAAAAACAAGAAAAGAACCAGACUGAGCCCUGUAAGCAAGUGAAGGUUCGGACACCCCUGUUCGUGAGAGACACCUUGGUCAUUCAGCUAAAUGAGGAGACAAGAGCAUCGGAUGUCCUGCAGCAGUUCCAGAAGCAAAUGACGCAGCGCAACUGGCAGAUGAACAACGUGGCCUCGAUGAAAUGCAAUGGUCCCAUUGAGUUUCCGAAACUGGACCUGUAUGAAGUUGGAGGGAAUAUCUGUGAACGCUGCCUGGAUCCAGAUACCUACUUACUUGACUUACAAACUGUGAAUCCUAAUGGAGAAUGGGUAAUAAAGGCCAGGCACCCGUCUCCUCCCGUCUUAUAGGGAUUUCUCAGCUGUGCGAUCAGCAUGUCAGACACAGAACAUUGAGGCAUGAUCUGUAUUUACCCGGAUGUUCUGGGCUUUCCAUCAUUAAACCGGCCAAAGUGUCAGAAUCGUGCUACAGAGAGCUGACGAGUUCCUAUAGAAUAAGGGCACGUCGUAGGAUGUUGGGGAUGACUUCUUCGUAAAGUCUUAACCGCGUUUCUAAAACGACCCACGCCUUUGGUGCCAAGCAGGGUUGCCGUGUCUGCAGUACAUGUCCAUUUCACAUAUUCCUGGACGUUACAAUUGCUGGUCAGCAACAUGUGAAAUGCACGCGUGUAACGGAAAUAAUGGCGAAUAUGUCAACCCCAGUCGACUCGAAGCGGAUAUUCGAUUGUUCUUGGUAUCUGCGUUCUGCGUAUGCUUUACUCUGGGACCGGGCCAGAUACCCUUAUAGCUUCCACCCUCUACAGUGUUAAAACGGUCAGAAUCUUCAGGGGAAAGAGGUACGUUCUUACUUUAGAUGUGAAAGAAAAGAUCUAAGCUGGAGCGAGAGACGUUGUAUACUCUUCUGCUCCAGCAGAGGUCACUUGUGUCCCUUUCUUCCAUGUGAGAGACUCCAACCUGCGCAGAAAGUGAAUCUGUACAAGAAUAUGUCAUUUACCAGUUUUCUACAGACUGACACCAAGGUUUCUAUUAUAUAUAUAAAAAAAAAAAAACACACAAUAGAAAAACAAACAAAAAUAUAUUUUGUUAAGUUUCAUGUUUAUUUUUUUUCAAUAAAACAGAAAACAUAUUUGCUGUA
Messenger RNA from Spea bombifrons (plains spadefoot toad), 2907 nucleotides. RefSeq names its product Rho GTPase activating protein 40 (gene ARHGAP40). The record is from RefSeq and is a predicted model, not a curated record. NCBI's taxonomy places the organism in Eukaryota, Metazoa, Chordata, Amphibia, Anura, Pelobatidae. The transcript has 15 exons. Bases 306 to 2123 code for a protein of 605 amino acids. Gene Ontology annotation, biological process: regulation of actin filament polymerization; regulation of small GTPase mediated signal transduction; signal transduction. Gene Ontology annotation, molecular function: GTPase activator activity. Gene Ontology annotation, cellular component: cytoplasm.